AUGUCUUCGCUGCCGAUCCGAGUUUCUAAAAAUGAUGGGGAGAAGCUCAUGGGGAGAACAGUUGACAUCGCUGUCGGGCCUCAAGGCGAGAUCUCCAGCGUUCAUGAGAAACUGAUUCGUAAAUCAUCCCCUUUCUUCGACAAGGCCUUAUCGGGUGCGUGGCAAGAGUCCCGUGAACGCACUGUUCGGCUGCCCGAAGAUGAACCAGAAAUAUUCGCCAUUUACGUUCACUGGCUCUAUUACGGCACGGUGCCCGUGGUCUGUGAUGAGACAGUUGAAAUGAAAGGUGUCGAAUAUCUUAAUCUUGCCAAGGCUUAUACACUUGGAGAUAAGCUCAUGGAUGUUGGAUUUCAAGACGCUACGAUAGACGCCAUUGUCGAUGCAAGUCAAGUAGGUCUUGCGGAUGGGAGCUUGUGGUAUCCUGGUAUGCAGAUAGUCCAGUAUGUAUAUCACAAUACGAAGGAGUCGGCUUCCAUUCGUACAAUGCUUGUCGAUAUGUUUUUGAUGGCUGGGACUGGUACAUGGCUUCGGGAAACCAAAGACCGCUCCACUGUCCCACAACCUUUUCUCUUUGAGCUUGCUGCGGAGUUGUUGGACCUUAGAGGCGGUAUUCGGUCGACAAUUGAGCCUUCUAAGUAUCAUAUCCACGGCUCAAACGAUGCCCUGAAAGAGGAAUCCACCGAGAAGGAAGGACCCUAA
This is a messenger RNA of Talaromyces amestolkiae, 699 nucleotides long. RefSeq lists its product as uncharacterized. The transcript is spliced from 2 exons. Lineage: Eukaryota; Fungi; Ascomycota; Eurotiomycetes; Eurotiales; Trichocomaceae. Gene Ontology annotation, molecular function: protein binding. The record is from RefSeq and is a predicted model, not a curated record. The coding region runs from base 1 to 699 and encodes 232 amino acids.